Pocillopora verrucosa is the source of this 1596-nucleotide messenger RNA. RefSeq names its product QRFP-like peptide receptor. Gene Ontology annotation, biological process: G protein-coupled receptor signaling pathway. Gene Ontology annotation, molecular function: G protein-coupled receptor activity. The record is from RefSeq and is a predicted model, not a curated record. Lineage: Eukaryota; Metazoa; Cnidaria; Anthozoa; Scleractinia; Pocilloporidae. Gene Ontology annotation, cellular component: plasma membrane.
GAUUACCACACCCUUUGUAAGAGAACAAAACUCAGCUAUUCGGAUUCAUCUCUGAGGAUGAAGACUUCUUUGUCACUUGUGUUUAGCGUAGUAUUUUUUUUGGAAGGAGUGUCAAUCCUUUUAGGAAAUAUUUUUACUAUCUUCGUUUUCUGGAAACAUCGAGCGGAGUUGAAAAGAACUUCGUAUCUUCUUGUGAAUUUAGCUGUUGCUGAUCUGUUAAUGGCAAUCAGCAUCUUUUUGGGCUGCGAAGUGCUAAACGUGGCUGAAGGCCAUAAUGAUUUGAUAAAACGAUGGCAAUUCACCUUUUUUAUGAUUUGGGACACGCUGUGUGGAACAACCUCGCUGCUUAAUUUACUAGUGAUAUCACUGGAGCGUCUUUACGCAGUUCGCUGGCCUUUCCGUCAUCGCACUUUGAGCACUAGAACCUAUAUCUACAGUCUCGUCUUCGUUUGGGUUACUGGUGUACUUAUCCCUUCGUUUCAUUCCAUUUCGUUCGCCUUUGUUGAACAUAGCAGAGUGAUUUAUAUUAUUGCUAUCUUGAUUGUCUUAGUCGUGUUAAUUCUCAUUUGUGUAGGAUAUUUCCUCAUAUUCUUGCAAACAACACAGAAUAUCCCCGACGGAUUCCACCAAAGACGUAUUCAGCAAAACAAGAAGUUGAGCAAGACUCUCUGUAUUGUUACGUUUUUCUCCCUCGUCUGCUGGUCUCCUUUUAUCGUCAUGGCUCUAGCUAUCGAAAAUUCAUUGAACUUAUUUCACUCUAAUCUUGUUCUUCUUUUCAAGGUCAUGCAAUACGGAAACUCCCUCGUUAAUCCUAUAGUCUACAGCUUUCGAAUGCCAUUGUUCAAGUCAGAGAUCAAGGAUUGCUUUAUCAAAAUUUUUGGGGCAAGGAAAACUAUCAUCAGUGUAAAUCAACAGAUAGAUGCGCGCCCUAAGCCAAGCAGAAAGAAAAUUAUUGAUUUAGGAUUUUACGAUACGAAACUAUAAUGACUUUAUACAAGCCAGACGUUUCGUUUAGAUUACAGUGAGGUUACUAGAUUCUUAAAAAAACCACUUGUGAGCCAUAUCAGUUUGUAGGAUAACAGUAACUCAUCUUUUAAUCUAUUCUGGUUAUCCAACGAAAAGCCAGUCCAAGAGACACGCAGAAAGAAUGGCUAGAGCAAAAGAAUAUGUUGGAAUAUACUAUCCUGUAAAUAGAGUGACGAGGACUUGUGCGUAAGGACUUGGGAUCAAAGCGACACUUUUAGCCUUCAGUCAUGGCCAUACAUCAAGUAAGAAAAUUGUUAAAUCAAAAUAUGAAGAGUCACACACUGAGCUAGCUUAUCAACACUGAAGUUUAUUCCGUGAUAACCACACCGGGUUAAACUCAUAUCUCAGCAUAUACAUCUAACUUGCGCGAAGAAUUUGAUGGGGGUGUGACGCUAUGAUCUUCCGCUCUACAGUCUGCGCUUCUGGUUCAAGAAAUUCUUGCUUUAUAAUUUUUAUCGAUCUUAAAACUUGAUGCAACUUGAACUGAAUUGAUGAAAUUUCUGUCAAUUCUUAACUCAAAAUUUGGAACGACAUUUUGUUUAUUUGGACUAACACUGCUAUAAAAGGUAU